AUGUUUUUAUAGAGAUGUAAAAUUUAUAGAUAUCAAAAUCACUUUGUUUCUUCUAUAUAAAGAGAGGAAAAUCAGCUUAAUUAUAAAAGAAAUUAUAGCAAAAGACCUAUCAAGAGAAACUGGUUAAAAAUCAAGAAGAAAUCUUAAUUAAUUUUCUAAUAUACUAACAACUUUUCUAUUUUUAGAUUUUUAUUAAUUAAGGAUAAGAUAGCAAUCAAUAUAAAGAGUAUCUUUUUAAAUUGGUAAUAUAUUUUAUAAACUAAUUAUCUAAAACAACCAUUUUCUUAUGCUAAAAUAUAUUAACAUAGAUUUUUAUAAUAUAAAAUUUAUUGCUGA
Messenger RNA from Tetrahymena thermophila SB210, 336 nucleotides. RefSeq lists its product as hypothetical. NCBI's taxonomy places the organism in Eukaryota, Ciliophora, Oligohymenophorea, Hymenostomatida, Tetrahymenidae. The transcript has a single exon. The record is from RefSeq and is a predicted model, not a curated record.